This is a messenger RNA of Phaedon cochleariae (mustard beetle), 2470 nucleotides long. NCBI's taxonomy places the organism in Eukaryota, Metazoa, Arthropoda, Insecta, Coleoptera, Chrysomelidae. The record is from the annotation of a GenBank genome assembly.
GUAAUGUGUUUGUUGCUCGUAUAUGCUGCAAUACCUUCAACAAAAUGGCAACUCUACCAACUCUCUACGAAUACUACACAGGAGGUGGUAUAACACAGGGGCUGUCUGUAGAUCAACCGUAUUUCACAUUGAAUAAUAAAAACUUCACCCUGUAUGGUGGAUCCACACACUAUUUUCGUGUUCAUAGCGAUUAUUGGAGAGACAGGCUGAGAAAAAUGAGAGCAGCUGGGCUCAACACUGUCGAAACUUACGUACCAUGGAAUUUACAUGAACCAGAACCAGGGAAAUACGAAUUCGGAGCUGGAGGAACGGAUAUGCAGGAGUUCCUAGACAUCGAAAGAUUCCUCAAAACAGCUCAAGAAGAAGAUCUCUUCGUUAUCCUACGCCCUGGCCCUUACAUCUGCUCAGAAUUUGAAAACGGAGGCUUACCAAGCUGGUUGACGAGGAAAAAGGGCAUCCAUGUACGCACCUCUGACGAAAGAUUCAUGGAACAUGUCCGCAGAUACUUCACCACCCUUCUUACUUUGUUGACAGCCUUUCAGUUUACUAAAGGAGGACCAAUAAUCGCUGUCCAGAUAGAAAACGAGUAUGGCAGUACUGAUAAUCCAACUGGAAAUCCACCCUUCAAACCAGAUAAAGUGUACAUUGAGCAACUGAGACAACUCAUGAUAACCAAUAACAUAAAAGAGCUUCUGUUCACUUCAGAUAACCCUACACUACAUGGUGAUUUAGGUACACUUCCCAGUUUGUUCCAAACAGGCAACUUCAACUCGGACACAGAGGCCAAUUUCAAGAAGCUGAAGGAGUUGCAGUUCAACAAACCAUCCAUGGCGAUGGAAUACUGGCCGGGUUGGUUCGACCUAUGGUCAGAGAACCAUUACAUCGGAGAUGUCCUAGGCUACGCUAAUGUCUACGAUGAUAUCCUGAAAUACCCUGCGUCUGUGAAUUUGUACAUGUUCCAUGGCGGUACCAACUACGGCUUCUUGAACGGAGCUAUCAUGCGUUCUCUAGUUCAAUCUUCGUAUCAGCCUGUUACCACUAGCUACGAUUACGACGCACCUCUGACAGAAAGUGGGGAUUACACUUUGAAGUAUUCUCUGCUGAAGUAUCUUCUGAAUAAGUAUAAUCCUAUCAAGACCAAAUUACCAGAUAUGCCAGUCUCAUCAGGACCGAAAGCAUACCCAACUCUGAAAGUAAAAUACUCCCUUUCCUAUGAAGAUAUAGUUGCUCAAGCGCCGCAAACUAUAGACAGUGAAAAUCUUGUGGCUAUGGAAGACUUACCUAUACAUGAUAACACUGGUCAGAAGUAUGGUUACAUUAUCUACCGUAAAGAAUCCAUUACCAUCAACAAAGGAUCAACGCUCAGGAUCAAAGGAUAUGUCUUUGACUCUUUGAAUGUAUACGUUAAUAAUAAACUGAUCACUAGGAACGUCGUAGAUCUUGAUGGGUUUGGUUACUGGAGGCUCAAAGAUGGAAACAUUUCGCUGAGUUCGGACGAAAAAAUUGAGAAUGCAACUAUCGACUUGGUGGUUUGUAAUAUGGGUAGGCACCAUUAUGGUUUGGUGAAUCCCAUUGAACAGCUCAAAGGGCUAUGGCAAGGCGUUUUGUUAGAUGACGAAGAGAUAGUCAACUGGAAGAUAAUGCCACUGGAAUUCUCUAGAACAUGGAACAAUAAUCUAGUAGGUUGGCGCGAAUCAGAUAGCUCGGAGAGUCCUUCAGUUAGUGCUGGAUUGAACAAAUUCGAAUUGGAACUUGAGGAGAAGCAUGAUACUUAUAUCGAUAUGAGCGGAUGGAAUAAAGGGAUUGUUAUUGUGAAUGGCUUCGUUUUGGGUCGAUAUUGGAAAGUUGGUCCGCAGCAGAGCUUGUAUCUUCCAGCUCCUCUGCUCAAGAUUGGGAAUAAUGAGAUAAUUGUGUUUGAAGAGUUCUUCCCGAAGACAGAAUUAGCUUUCUCUAAAGUUCCCAUCUACUUCAACAAUAUGACGAAUGAACUUGCAUGAAUUCUUCCGUGAAUGAAACAUAUCAUUCCGAAUUUUACUUAUGCUGAUUAUUUAUAUUAUUAACUGCAUUACCAAAAUAAAAAAUGAUACAUAAAAAAUCGAUAAGGUUUCAAUAAAAGUUUCAAAAUUUCAUAUUAUAUCUUCUUUAGUUGCGGAUACAUUAUUCAUCAACCAUAACCAACCACAUAUAAUUCCUAUGAUAAUUGGAGAACUUACCAAUGUCAUAUCAGGUCUAGUUCCAUGAAGAAGUGCAUAGAUUGUGAAAAUGCCAUGUACAUCACAAAUAAUCCACAAUGUAGGUACCUACAUCUUUCACACAUCAUUGAAUUAUUUCUAAACGAAUAAAUUGUAAAGUAUUUUCAAUAGUGACUUUGUAUUUUUGCAUCAAAAGCGAAAUCAACGAACUAUUCGUGAUGAUAUAAAUGUUUUAUAGCAGUCAGAAAUAAUGUACAGGGUGAGUAAGAAUAAGAUCG